Messenger RNA from Adineta ricciae, 4557 nucleotides. Lineage: Eukaryota; Metazoa; Rotifera; Eurotatoria; Adinetida; Adinetidae. The record is from the annotation of a GenBank genome assembly.
AUGGAUUUCGAAUUAAUAACAGUCGAACAGUCAUUAGAUCAUCAACAUCGUUCCGAUGACUCUAGUACACUAUCCGAGCACUUUGAGACAAUCCCUACACUUGAUAAUGAUAAAUUCAUAUUGGAAAAGAAACAGCAAAAACGUCUGUAUCCAUGGAUCGAAUCAAUCACGGCACGUAUGGUAGCAUUCGCUAUAUUUGCUAAUAUUUCAUUGAUCGUCGGCGUACUGGUAGUUUACUUUACGGUACCAAGACCAGAUCACACAUGUCAAUUGAAAUUUCAAUCAACAAUCAAAAGUUCACGUAUUCAGAGUUCACAACCACGUACACUUGCUGUUGGUGACUUUGAUAAUAAUCAACAGAUUGAUCUGGUUGUGGCCAAUUCAGGUACAAACACAAUUGUCGUUUUCAUUCUCGAUAUCAAUGCAACUAUCAUCAGUCAACAAACAUAUUCCACAGGUGUACGUUCUCGACCAUGUUCACUUGCUGUUGCUGAUUUCAAUCAAGAUGGUUAUAUUGAUAUUGCUGUGGCGAAUAAUGGAACGAACAACAUCGGAUUAUUCUUCAACAAUCGAAACGGAUCAUUUCUCACUCAACAAACGCUCUCUACUGGUUCUUACCGACCGUCAUUUGUCGCUGUCGCUGAUUUCAAUCAUGACAAUCGUUCGGACAUUGCGGUUGUAUAUUAUGGAACCGAUAACAUUGGUAUUCAUCUAGGAAAUGAAAAUGGAGCAUUCCAAAAUGUGAAAAUCUACAGUACUGGCUACGAUUCAUUUCCGUAUUCAUUAGCAGUUGGUGAUCUGAAUAACGACAAUCAUUUGGACAUUGUCGUGGCAAAUUAUGGUACUAACAAUAUUGGUAUUUUCUUUGGAAACGCAGAUGGAUCUUUUACAAGUCAACAGAUUCAUUCAAUUUCAUCGAAUUCGCGUCCAACAUCGGUCGUACUUGGAGAUCUCAAUCAAGAUCAACAAUUAGACAUAAUUAUUUCUCUUUAUGGGAGUAGUAGUAUUGGCAUAUUGUUCAAUCAAGGUAAUGCGACAUUUAGAAAGCAAACCAUUUACCUAGCAGAUGUUCAGUCUCGUCCACGCUACAUCACUGUGGGAUAUGUGAAUCCAGACAAUUAUCUCGAUGUAGUUGUUGUCGAUUCAGAAAAUGAUCGGAUACAUGUUUUGCCCGGAUUUGGUAAUACAAGUUUUGAUGUAAUAACGACUUAUGAUUCGAUCAGUGGAUCGCAUCCAUCAGUUGUCGUCAUUGCUGAUAUUGAUAAAGACAAUCAAUCUGAUCUGCUUGUCACGAAUUAUGAUACGAACAGCAUAAAUAUACUCUCUGGUUAUUCUAGUCAACCAUCUGUUCGACAAAUGACUUACUUUGUUGGAUACAGUUCUCGUCCAUCAUCAGUUGUUGUUUUUGAUUUUAAUGGAGACGGUAAAUUAGAUGCAGCCGUCAACAAUUUUGGUAGAAGUACCAUACUUGUUUUCAAUGGUAUUGAUAAUGGAAAAUUUAUUACCGGACAAACAUAUCCACUAGAUAGUGGUUCGAGUCCAAAACAUAUAAAUCUCGGCGAUGUCAACAAUGAUGGUCAAAUGGAUAUGAUAGUGACUAAUCUAGCAGCUAGAUCUGUCAGUAUUCUUUUCGGUGCUGAGAAUGGAACAUUUACGGCUGCGACGUCUUACUCAACUGGUACUGGUACUCAACCAUGGCUUACUGCACUUGGCGAUUUUAACAAUGACAAUCGCUUAGAUAUUGUGUCUCCAAACUGGAUUUCCGAUGAUAUGAGUAUAUUUCUAAAUGAUGGCAAUGGAAAUUUCAGCAAUAUGAUCAGAUAUCCGAUCGGUAACGAACUUGAGCCACUUUCGCUUACUGUUGGAAAUUUGAAUAAUGACAGUUAUUCCGAUAUUGUUGUCAGUGCUUCGCAGUCUGGUUCGGUCGGCGUCUUUCUAGGCUAUGGAAAUGGCACGUUUUUGGCGAUGACCACAUAUUCAGGCGAUUGCAUCGGUUAUGCUAUCGUGACUGUUCUUGCUGAUGUAAACCGAGACAAUUAUCAGGACAUCAUUCGUACUUGUUCAGAUGACGGCAAUAUACUUAUUUGCCUCGGAAUUGGUGAUGGUACGUUUCAACCGUGUUUCGCAAUUGCAGGCGGAUCUGAUAGAAGUCCAUUGUACGUGGUUGUUGCUGAUUUGAAUGAUGAUCAGCAUCCUGACAUGGCUGUCACUUGCUCUCUAUCAAGUGAAUUACUCGUAUUUUAUGGAGAUGGUACUGGAAAUUUCACUUUGUCGAGAAUAUACUCAACUGGUGUCGGUACAAAUUCAUAUGCUCUCGCCAUUGCGGAUCUUAACAACGACAAUCGUCUGGAAUACCUAGUCACAUAUUGGGGUACUGGAUAUCUAGCAGUCUUGACGGAAUAUUAUGCUGCGCAGUUUUCCAGAGAGCUUACCUACAGCACAGGAUCUGCCCCACAUCCGCAUUCAUUAGCAACUGGUGACUUCAACAACGACAACCAAACAGAUGUGGUCGUUGCUAAUUCAGAUACAGAUGAUAUCAGUAUCUUGUUUGGUCUCAACAAUGGACUGUUCACUACUCCAAUCACUUAUUCGAUUGGCACUGACAGUUCUCCACAAUAUGUUCUCACGGGUGACAUUGACAGAGACAAUAAUGUAGAUAUCGUCACUGCGAAUUCGAAAGAAAACACACUGAGUGUGAUUAUGAACUACGGAAAUGAAAGUUUUGCUUCACAAAGGAAGUACUCGACUGGAUCGGAUUCAUCACCAUCCAGUGUAAUGAUAGGUGAUGUAAAUAACGAUGGUCGAAAUGAUCUUGUUAUUACAAAUCAACAAAGUGAUAGAAUUGGCAUGUUUAUUGGAUUUGAUUAUGCAUCAUUUCAGAAUCAAAUAACAUAUUCAGUCGCUAAUACCAAACAGUCAACUGGUGUUAUAGUUAGUGACUUUAACAGUGACAAACAUGUUGAUAUUGCUGUAGUUUAUCAGCAGACCAAUCAGUUAGCGAUAUUUCUUGGACAUGGCGAUGGCAGCUUCACGUUUUUCACGCUUUAUUCAACAGGAUCUGGUUCGUCUCCGUAUAUACUUGUUGUUGCUGAUUUUAACAAAGACAAUCGCAUUGACAUAGCCGUCACUUAUUUUGGUGGUGAUGCCGUAGGGAUUUUUAUGGGAGAUGGAAGCGGAAGUUUUUCCAACCAGAUAACAGUACCGACUGGAACCAAUUCCAAACCAAUGGGUUUGGCUACUGGAGAUCUUAACAAUGAUAAUCUAACAGAUAUUGUUUCGGCAAAUCGUGGUACUAGUACUAUAAGUAUUCUAGUUGGAGAUGGCACAGGAAGUUUCGCUCUUCAUGCAACCUAUUCCACUGGAAUAUCAUCAGAACCCUGUGGAGCCGCUAUUGGUGAUCUGAAUAAUGAUGGUCGAAUGGAUAUUGCUGUAUGCAAUUAUAUGACGAGCACUGUGAGUAUUUUUCUCGGAUUUGGUAACGGAAGUUUUCAAAUGGGUAUGCUCUAUUUUACGGGUUAUCAAUCGUGGCCAAUAUCGAUAGUUACAGGUGAUUUCAAUAACGAUAAUCGAUUGGAUGUUUCAGUUACCAAUUAUAAUGGAAAUAACGUUGGAAUUCUUCUCGGAAAAGGUGACGGUAUCCUUAGUAAUGUAAGCGUGUAUUCAAUGGGUGGUGGUGCUGCACCUGGCAGUCAAAGUGUAGGUGACUUCAAUAAUGAUAGAAUUUUAGAUAUUGCUGUUGUUAACUAUGGAACGAGUACGAUUGUCAUCUUACAUGGUCUAGGGGAUGGAACAUUUCUUUUAGGUACUCCCUAUUCGACUGGCACGGGAGCUUAUCCGUAUUCGAUAGCAGCAGACAACUUUAAUCAAGAUGAUCAAUUAGAUUUUGUUGUAGUUAAUUUCAACACAAACAAUAUUGGUGUCUUUCUUGGAAAUGGUCAUGAACCAUUUGCAGGUAUGACGACAUAUUCUAUCGCUGAUGGAUCACAACCGAACUCUAUCGCUAUGGCCGAUUUCAAUCAUGAUGGUUGGUCUGAUAUUGUUGUCGCCAACUAUGGUGCUAAUAAUAUCGGCAUCUUAUUUGGACUUGGCAAUGCAAUGUUCAGUUCUAUGGUGACUUACUCAACGGGCAUUAAUUCUUCUCCCUAUUCGCUUGCUAUCGGUGACUUUAAUCAUGACAAUCAGUCAGAUAUUGUUGUCACUAAUUCUCAAACUGAUAAUAUCGCUAUUUUCUACGGUAGUACUAAUGGAUCAUUCACCUUCGCAGCAUUUUAUUCAACAGGUGCUCGCUCGCAACCGUACACAGUUACAGUUGGCGAUCUAAACAAUGAUAGUAAUCUGGAUGUGAUCAUCGCCAAUUCAGGAACUAGCAACAUCUUGGUACUGUAUGGAUAUGGCAAUGGAACAUUCGGAAACGAAGCUUCGCAUCCGCUGGGAUAUGAGAGUAUUCCAUACUCAGUUGCUGUGGCAGAUUUGAACCAGGACAAACAAUUAGAUAUGGUUAUUGCAUGUUAUGGUACGGACAAUAUUGAUACAUUGGUUAAAAUGUGUACUAAUUGA